AUGGAAGAUAUGAAAUUUCUCAACACAAGCAUUGGCAGCAGCGAUUUUAUAAAAGGUGUUGGACUUAAAGACAUAUCUAGCGUCUUCGGAGUUCAGCGGAAGUGCAACGUGACAGUAAGAAGCAUCAGGGAUGGCCAAGCGUUUCCAUCACGGACACCCACUGGGUGGGUACUGAUGGAACCUGGCCACGGUGAAGGAAGAAUACACGUGCCUCAGGCGGUCCAAGAUGGUCAUGCUGAAGUCGUGAAGGCUAGAGCUGACCCCGCUGUGGGCGAAGAAAGCUGUAUGACUGAGAAAAAAGUGAGAAAAGGCAAAUGCAGAAGUUUGAGAAACAAAGACUAUAAAAAUGAGGAAUCUUCAAAAGCGAUAAGGCCCCUCAGUCUCAAUACCCACAUUUCCAGUACUCAAAAGUCUCCUGUAGCUAAUGAUCGCUUUGUUGAACAGUAUCAGAUACAGAAUAUUUCCCUCAAUCCAGAAAGAUUUAGUUCAAGCCUGCAGCUACCUGCUGUACCUGCCUGGAACCGGCGGGGCGCAGCGGCUCAGGCCAGGAACCCCAGAGGACGCCCAGGUGUCUCAGGCCCUUCUUCUGCCAGGCCAAGCCAGCGCAGCCCUUGGGCCCAGACACAUGUCUCCCUGCGUCCACCUUUCCUUGGGCCUCCGCCUCCGCUGUGCUUCCUGGGACAGAAACAGAGGCGUCUUCCCUUCCUCCCUGGCUCAGCUAGCCCAAUCCCCUGCUCAAGGCGAAGCCAUUCCCUCACACGCACCUGUCCCCACCUGCAUCUGCAUCUGUUGCAACCUCAGCACCCCUGGGCGCUCAGUGCCGGGGUGAGGUGCUGGCCAGGGGCGCCCGGGGACGCACGCCUGGCAGGACCCCGCCCCGCGGUCUCCAGGGCCAGAGGCGAGGGCGGCGGGCGAGGCUGGAGCUCCGGCAGCUGGUGGCGGGAACGCGGCGAUCCCAAGUCCCCAGGAUCCCUGCACCCUGCGCCUCCCUCCCUGAGGCCACAGCGCCGGGAUUUUUGUCUAUAUAAGGGCUCGCCGGCGGACGCCGCUGGCUCCCGGCUGCACGUCUCGGGCCCACGCGUACGGUCCCUCGGGCCUUCCUCCCGCGUCCUCCCCGGGAGCACUACCUUUACCUGGCUCUCGCACCCGAUGGGCACCGCCGCUCUCGGGUCCCCCCGCCCGGUGGCAGCCGCUUCGCCUCGCUGUCGCCCGGGCAGUGGAAACACGCUGGCAGCGGAGCUGUAGGCAUCCAGCCUAACCAGCAGUGACGAACUUUUCCUGGAAAUGAAAGCUGGCCAAAUUCCCCAUGGGAGAAAGGUGUGGAAGAUUAUGCCCCAGAUCAAAACCUUAGUUAUUUGGCAAUGAAUAAUUCUAAAUAUAACAAUAAUGACAAUAACAUCAUCAUCAUCAUCAUCAUCAUCAUCAUCAUCAUCAUGACAGUAAUUCCCCCAGUCUUGGCUAUGUUUCUUCCCCUAACAUACCCUCCUUGGGGAAGCUAGAAAGAGGAAGACACACAAAGGUUUAACCACCAUCAAAGACUGGCUUUAAUUUUUUUAAGCAGACUUUUUACUUGGAGUAAAACUAUGUAAGAGAAUAAA
Molecule: messenger RNA, 1598 nt
Organism: Nannospalax galili (Upper Galilee mountains blind mole rat)
Lineage: Eukaryota; Metazoa; Chordata; Mammalia; Rodentia; Spalacidae
Exons: 5
Coding region: 1-1245 (414 amino acids)
Source: RefSeq, a predicted model, not a curated record